AUGCCGCGACAAAAAUUCGCAAUCGCAGAUUUAACGUGCCCGGUAUUACGGAAGUUGCUGCGCGACCGGGAGUUGAGAUCGGCCGGGCGAAAACCGGAUUUAGUGAAGCGGUUGAUCGACAGUGAAGGUAGCGAUGAAAUCGAAUUGUCCGACAAUGAAAUCGAGGACAAUGACGACGACCUUCGACAGACGGUUUCCGCUUUGGUGGAAAAUGUGGCGUCAAUAAUGGCGGCCAUUAAAAAUGGCCAAGUCGGUGUACCACCCGUACCACCUGUUCCACCCGUUCCAUCAGCUGUCCUACCCCAGGACGACGAUGCUAUUGCCGAAGCCCAUCAUCAACGCACACCAUUCAAUAUUACCGCACCGACUCAUUCAACGGCUUUCGGCGAUAUCGAGCCGACACUACGACGGCGCAACGAGACGAUGACGUCAACCGACCGCGGAAUACCCGAACAAUUCAUCGACCAAAUUGAAAAAUUGGCUCAGGUAUAUCACUGGGAGGAACACCUCGUUCUGUUUGCCGCUCAGGCUAAGUUGAAAGGCCCGGCUAAACGAUGGAUUGACGGAUUGCAAACGACGUUUGCAACGUGGGAAGAAUUCUCCAAAGUGCUAAUUGCAGAUUUCCCCAGUCGAUUUACGACAGAAGAUAUGCGACAGCGGCUCGAUAGCAGCCGUCGCGCACACAACGAAACAACCGAAGAAUAUUUUUUCCGCGUCUGCGCAAUGGGACGACGGGCGAAGCUUGACGACGAAACGAUCGUGUAUUACAUACGACGAGGGCUUUGUAUGAAACCAUUACAAACUGCCAUAGCCACGAUGCAUUUCAACACGCCGAGCGAAAUGCUAGUGGCCAUACGACGAUUUGUAGCGAACGAUCCGGGAACGAACGAUAGUUCCAAUAGCGUUCGGGGUGAACGAACGAAUAUACUCCGAUCGCCGCCGCUGCUGAAUGCUGCAAAUCAAAACUCGAGGCUAUAUCACAAUUGUUUCGAAAGAGGGCAUUUGUCGUUGAACUGUCCGAAGCUGCAACGAAGACCACGAUGCGUGAAAUGCAAUAGAACUGGCCAUGCGCAGAAUGACUGCCCGACAGCCGCGCGAACAGAAGCCAACCGCCGAGAGACAAUAAAUUGUAUAGCACAACACACAGACAAGAAAUUGCUAACGAAGACAGUGGAAAUAGGCGACGAUGAAUUUGAGUGUAUUGUGGACUCAGCAAGUAGCUGUUCUUUGAUCAGACAGUCUGAGGCUCAACGAAUUGGACAGAUUAAACAAUUCAACCCAGCACAACAACUUAAAGGGUUCGGUGGAGCUGUAUACCUUUGCAAUAAGAAAAUAAUUACAACAAUCAGAAUUGAGGACGUGAUACUGGAGGGAGUUUUGUAUAUCGUGGACGACGAGCAGAUGGAUAAGCCGAUACUCAUUGGAACCGAUAUUCUACUGCGAGAAGGUAGGUGCUGCACAAUUCGUGGUCGUGAAUUUAAAAUGAAAUCGGAAUUCGAGAACAUACGAACCGGACCAAUAUCAUCAAUCGAUAAAGAACAACUGUUUGAAGUAUUGGAAAAAUGGCAUAAGUGUUUUUCUACUAAUUUAUCAACGAUCGGUCGUUCAAAUUCCACCGAAAUGGAAAUCCAUGUUACAACCAGCAAACCAAUCAGUCGACAGCCUUACAAGGUUCCGUUCCCGAAGCGAUUGAAAGUGGAAGAAAUGAUCGACGAGCUACUGAAAGCUGGAAUAAUUCGACCGAGCGAGUCGGAAUAUUCAUCUCCGGUCAUACUGGUCGCGAAAUCAGAUGGUACAGACCGACUUUGUAUCGAUUAUCGAGCAUUAAACGCGAUUACAGUGAAGGAACCAUUCCCAGUUCCCAGUGUGGAAGAGCAAGUGGCACAAUUGGCCGGAAAUUCCUUCUUUACUACGCUGGAUUUCAUUUCAGGAUAUUACCAAAUCCCGAUUGCCGAAUAUGGAUUCAACAGAAAUCCGAAAAAUCACAUCGAGAAUGAAACGAGUAGUAUCUUAUGUUGA
Hermetia illucens (black soldier fly) is the source of this 2019-nucleotide messenger RNA. RefSeq lists its product as uncharacterized. The transcript is spliced from 3 exons. Lineage: Eukaryota; Metazoa; Arthropoda; Insecta; Diptera; Stratiomyidae. Gene Ontology annotation, molecular function: zinc ion binding; nucleic acid binding. The record is from RefSeq and is a predicted model, not a curated record. Bases 1 to 2019 code for a protein of 672 amino acids.